AUUAUUUAUAUUUCGUCUCCCUCAGUCUCUCCCCUCCGCCCCGUCACCCGUUGGAAAAAGUGGAAAGCGCUAUUUUCUUUGUCGAAUUUUCUAUUUCUGAAUUCAUAGUAAACUCUAUUGCUCCCCAUUUUUUUAUUUUCUCCAUUGCAUUACUUCAACUUGCGGUCAAUCAAUCGUAAAGUCUAGGCAAAGUCUGCCAACAACAUUUGGGCCAUAACAACACAACAAUCUCUUUCUGAGGCACCCAGCCGGCAUUCCAACCAAUUCCAUCAUUUUAUAUCUUAUGCGUUUGCGUUUUUGUGUUUGUGAGUUUGUGUGACAGCAAUUGGCAAGGGGCAUGUUAUUAAAAACGAAACUGAAGGAGCCACUGCUCUCUUUUCUGUCGAGUGAAUCACACCACCACCGCUUUUGUUCAUUGGCCGAGCGAGUCAAGGGUCAUACCAGAGGCGUUUGAAUACUGCUCUGGUCAGAAAUCACCAAGCUCAAGCUAAUUGCUCUUGUUCACCAGAGAACUAGGGAUUUUUACAGUUACCCUGGUGGUUCGGCAGCUUGGUCAUUUAUCCUUCAUCUUUUCUUGCAGGAAUUCAGCUUGCAAGCGCUUUAAUCAGACACAAUGUCAGGAAGAGAAGAGCCAAGUCCGCCAAAGUGUGGCUGCAGCAACGAUGUCAUAUUUCCGGAUCCGUCUUUUUCCCGCUGUUGUUCGAAACAAAGAUUGUGGUGGAUGUUGCACUCACAAAAGCUUUGUGAUAUCUCUUUUGUUGUUGGCCCUGACUCUCAGACAGAAACGUUCCAUGCACAUCGAAGCGUGCUCUCUGCUGGGAGUAGCGUUUUUGAGUCUAUGUUCAGUGGGAACUGGGCAGCUGAAUCCAGUAUAAGGGUGCCAGAUGUUGAAUCUUCUGCAUUUUCCAUUUUACUCAGGUAUAUUUACACUGAUGAUGUACUGUUAACAGCUGAAGUAGUGCUACAAGUAUUGUAUGCGGCUAAAAAGUAUGAAAUCUGUAUUCUUGAAAUGCGUUGCUCUCAGUUCCUGAAGAAAAAUUUAUGUAGCAACAAUGCUUUUACUCUACUAAUGCAGGCAAAACUACUAAGUGAAGAUAGUUUGGCAGAGUCUUGUCUAAAAAUGAUUGACAAGAAUGCAGAGGAAGCUCUGUCAUUUGAAGAUUUCCUGGCAAUUGAUUUUCCUACUCUAUGCGAACUCUUGAAGCGAGAUACAGUGAAAGUGAAGGAAACGACUUUAUUUGAUGCCGUUGUUAGGUGGGCAGCAGCAGAAUGCGGCAGGAAAGGUUUGGAGGUCACAAGGGAAAACCAAAGAUCACUGUUAGAAGGAGCAUUACCGUUCAUACGUUUUCCUCUCAUGACUCAAAAAGAAUUUACAACCUUAGUCGCCGAAUCUGGUUUAUUAAAUGAUCGGGAGCUUGUAGAAAUGUUUUAUUACUUCUCUGGUUGUCCGAAAGCUUCUUUAAUGUACAACCGCUCUCCUCGGACUCCUUGUUCCCCCAAACAAUCAUUGAUUGCCAGGAGAUUUCAAUCAUUUGGAGGCCUAUGGGGUUGUAAAGAAGAUUUUGGCAUAGGAUUUUCUGUCAGUGAUGAUGUAAAGUUGUUGGGUUUUGGCCUUUUCGCUGAUAGACAACAUUUUGCAGAAAUAAGUUGGAAUCUACGUUUGUAUGAAAAUGAUGAAUUAAUUUACACUGAACUUCUCAAGAAAAAGAUUAAAGGGAAUCGUCAUUUCAACGUUUGCGGGAUUAUACUGAAGACUUCCAUCCCUUUAAUGGCUGGCAUAUUUUACUCUGUCCUCAUAAACAGCAAUGGUCUUCUCCAUCACACCCAUUCAGGCAGGGAAGGUGUAACUGAACUCGUUGUCGAUGAUCACAAUAAUGCCAGGAGGAUAAAUUUUAGUUUUAUGGAUCCUUAUAAGCCAGAUGAAGAUGAGAACGUAUGCUCCUGUUUGCUAAAUGGACAAAUACCAGAAAUAAUUUUUCAAUGAAUUUGUUGCAUCCAAGAUUAACAACCAUGUGCGCUGUAACCAGCAGACAAUUUUUUUUGACAAUUUUAUCAAUGAACGAUGUGUGAGGACCCACCACAAAGGUCACAGGACGAGACUUUUCUGCCUUUCACACUACCAGUUUGAAACAGAAGUAUUUUGAUUAAAUUCAUUUUUACCUUUUUGAUUUCUAUUUUAAUUUUUAUUUUUAUUCAUUCAUUAUUUUUUAAUUUGGAGAAGUAUUUAGAGACAAAUUUACUUAUUUUCCAUUUACAGUAAGACCUCGAAUUAUCGAAUCGCGAUUUAACGGAUCGAUCCUCCGGUCCCUUCAGCUGGACCGACUAGCGCGAUUUAGCGGAUUCUGCAAUUUAACGGAUUCGGCCUCCGGUCCCGUGAAAUCCGUUAAAUCGAGGUCUUACUGUAGUUACUCAUGUAUUAAAAUUUUGAUUCAGCUGUUCGUGAAAGAUAAGAUUUUGACUGUUCUUAAUUUGUACAUUUAUAUAUGUAAAAUAUGCCAUUGAAAGCGGGGUUUUAAGUCUCACAUGCAACCAGCGCAUGAUUAUAAUACGAGACACAUUUUCGAUCUGAAGAAAACAGCUACAAGCAGAGAAGGCAAAGCGUAUAACCAAAAAUCAGUGGAAAUAUUUAACAACUUAUCUCCUCCAUUACGGAAGGCCUUUUAGGAAGAG
Molecule: messenger RNA, 2670 nt
Organism: Bemisia tabaci
Lineage: Eukaryota; Metazoa; Arthropoda; Insecta; Hemiptera; Aleyrodidae
Product: BTB/POZ domain-containing protein 2
Biological process (GO): neurogenesis
Cellular component (GO): cytosol; P-body
Molecular function (GO): protein binding
Source: RefSeq, a predicted model, not a curated record